UGUGGUUAAAUCAGGGCUCUUAUUCUGGCAGGCGUAUCAGAUAUCAGAGAUUAAAAUAAACUCUGAGUUUCAGACCGACAGACGAAGGGUUCGUGGUUCAGAGACAUGAUUCUGUUUACUUCCUGUGUGCUUUUAUUGUGUCUCUUCAAAAUCGUCAUGUCGGGAAACAAACUGACUUCAGUCGAUUUCGAGAUCUUUGGGAACGUGCAGGGGGUCUGCUUUAGAAUGUACACAGAGGAUCAGGGUCGUUCUCUGGGUCUGAGCGGUUGGGUGAAAAACACCAAGAAAGGAACCGUGAUUGGGCAAAUCCAGGGACCCCCAGACCGGGUCCACGACAUGAAACUCUGGCUGCAGACUGUCGGCAGUCCGAGCUCUCGGAUCGACAGGGCCGUCUUCUCAAACCAAAGAGACGUCACCGACCUUGAGAUCCACGGAUUCUCAACCCGCUACUGAGCAUGCUCAGUGAUCUCCCCGUUCUCUGAGCGGUCACAGCAGCAGAAUAAAUCCCUUCGGUCCUCUGAGGACAAUAAAUUCACAUACCGGUCCACAGAGACCCCUUCACAGUCCUCUGAAGACAAUAAAUCCACAAACUGGUCCACAGAGACCCCUUCACAGUCCUCUGAAGACAAUAAAUCCACAAACUGGUCCACAGAGACCCCUUCACAGUCCUCUGAAGACAAUAAAUCCACAAACUGGUCCACAGAGACCCCUUCACAGUCCACUGAAGACAAUAAAUCCAAAAACUGGUCCACAGAGACCCCUUCACAGUCCUCUGAAGACAAUAAAUCCAAAAACUGGUCCACAGAGACCCCUUCACAGUCCACUGAAGACAAUAAAUCCAAAAACUGGUCCACAGAGA
Messenger RNA from Notolabrus celidotus (New Zealand spotty), 859 nucleotides. RefSeq names its product acylphosphatase-2-like. The transcript has 4 exons. Lineage: Eukaryota; Metazoa; Chordata; Actinopteri; Labriformes; Labridae. The coding region runs from base 106 to 453 and encodes 115 amino acids. Gene Ontology annotation, molecular function: acylphosphatase activity. The record is from RefSeq and is a predicted model, not a curated record.